AUGGAUACCAUCUUGGUUUUCAGCCUAAUCAUUACAUCCUAUGAUGCUACCAAGAGAGAACUUAGGAAUAGCAGCUGCCAAGUGGAACCACUGCCCGAUCUCUUCCCAAAGGAUGUGAGGAGCAUCAGAGCUGAACUAAUUCGAGAUGCUCAGGCCAAAGCCAAAAGGCCCACGUUCAUUCAAAACCAGACCGUGGCUACCUUGCAGUGUCUUGGUUCUGGGAGCAAAGUGAAAGUUAACCUUGUACAUUCAGAAAAAAGGCAAAAGGUCAAGCACAUUCUGAAGAACCUGAGAGUCAUGACUGUCUCCUGCAGAAACAGCACAGCCCCCCCAAGCUGUCACCUAACCCCCGCAUCCAAGGUUCAGGCUGGAUUCCUUGUGACAGGCAAAGCUUUUUUACCUGGGGUCUCUCAAUGUAAGGUCUAUCCAGUGAUGGGGGCUUCAUCAGAGACUUAUCCCUCCACUACUACCUCCAAAACUCCUGGGAAAAAAGGAGAGAAAACUACAACGAUUGAUGGUUUUUCUAGUCCUCUGAAUCAAGACACAGAUGAGAACCUAGAGAAGAGGAAGAAAUGGAGCAUCGUGGUCAAGGUUCUGAUUGCAGUCACCUUGUUUGGCAGUGGAAUCGCCAUUACCGUGUUCGUCAUUUUUGAAGUCCCGUGCCCUAGUCGAUGUCAACGAGUCAGAGAGCUAUGCCAGUGCCAGCGGUUGUGGAGAAGGACAAGGAAGGAAGACCAGCAACCUGGGACAGCUGAACCCCAGCCUGACACUCAGCCCAAAGAGGAAAGUGUUGGACAAGAUGCUCCCAAUUCAUCAAGUCCCAAGAAAGCUGUAGAGAUCACCGUGGUCCACCAGACAUACUUCUGA
Molecule: messenger RNA, 867 nt
Organism: Budorcas taxicolor (takin)
Lineage: Eukaryota; Metazoa; Chordata; Mammalia; Artiodactyla; Bovidae
Gene: C19H17orf78
Product: chromosome 19 C17orf78 homolog
Exons: 7
Coding region: 1-867 (288 amino acids)
Source: RefSeq, a predicted model, not a curated record